AUGUCUGGUCAGCGUGCAUGGGUGCUGGCGCUGGCAAUCGCCUCGGCCGUCUGGGGAAUCGCGCAUGCUGAGACGCUUCACGACUUUGAUGACGAUGUGGACGACAGCGUCGAGCUCGUCGACGGCGACAUGCACGACAUGGACGACGUGCACGAGGGUGACGAUCAGAUCGAUGGCAUCGAGCAGGAGGGCGGUGAGCAGUCGCUGAGCGCCGAUCAGAUGCACGGCCUCCACAAAAAGAUAGACGCGAAUGGCGACGGAAAGGUUUCCAUGGCGGAGCUCUUGGCUUUCUCGGACAGCACGCGGAGGCAGAUCUUGGAGACGGAGGUGCAGGCCGUUCUGGAGGAGAUGGAUCUCGACAAGGACGGAAAGCUGAGCGUCCAAGAGCUCGUCAAGGACCUGCAUUCGUGGGGAGGCGAAGACGUCAAGCAGGAUGAGCACGAGGCCGCCACGAUGAAGGAGGUGGAGAUCGCGAAGUUUGGCGCAGCUGACACGAACAAGGACGGGCUGCUGGACAUCCACGAGCUGCCCGCCAUGUUCUAUCCAGAGAUCAACGAGGGCGUUCUGGAUCUCACCGCUAAGCAGACGCUGCGGCAGAAGGACGGAGACGGCGACGGCCUGCUCAGUCUGCAGGAGUUCUGGCGUGACGGCGCCCCCUCGGAUGACGCCCUGAGUGAGGAGGGACAGGAGCCUCUCAUCAUGGAUGGUGAGCAGGAGGAGUUCCGAAAGAUGGACGCUGACCACAGCGGCAAGCUGGACCUGCAGGAGCUGAAGGCGUUCGAGUCCGGCAGGCUCCACACCGAGGAGGCCAUGAAGUCGUUGUUCGAGCUCGCCGACAAGGACAAAGACAUGCACGUGACCGCGGAGGAGCUCGGGGCCGCGCGGAAGCAGCUUGCUGGCAGCGAGGCCUACUACCCCUUCGUAGAGUGGGCGGACCACUUCGUCGACGAACUCUGA
Messenger RNA from Prorocentrum cordatum, 957 nucleotides. The record is from the annotation of a GenBank genome assembly. Lineage: Eukaryota; Dinophyceae; Prorocentrales; Prorocentraceae.